Messenger RNA from Paecilomyces variotii, 635 nucleotides. RefSeq lists its product as hypothetical. Lineage: Eukaryota; Fungi; Ascomycota; Eurotiomycetes; Eurotiales; Thermoascaceae. The coding region runs from base 113 to 496 and encodes 127 amino acids. The transcript has a single exon. The record is from RefSeq and is a predicted model, not a curated record.
CCUGAGGGCAACUAAAAAGCCAUAAAAGUCUCUUUGAUUGGAAUAGUUCCUUCCGCAUACGAAUUCACGACCCCCAAGUAAACGAUCCACGACAUCACGCAGACAUUCUGAAAUGGGCCAGAAGCACAACAGACGUCGCACCAGACCUCGAUCCCGGAAUCGUCACAACAAAAGUGUCUCGUCGACGGACUUCUCUCCGCCUCCGGUCACCGUCUACACACCUACCUCGCUGAUCGAUCAAACAAGCUCUUCUCCUCAAUCCUCCCCGGCCCUAUCCACCGCUUAUGUCUCGCCUAGCUAUGUUCCAGUGACCCUGCCCCCACAAUGGCACGAUGGGUACAAGGAAUGGCGGAUUCACGAGCGCAAGCUGUGGAAGGAGGCGGCUGAGAUGGAAGAAAAGCAAUGUCGUCUCUUCGGAGGUGUACCAGGCGAUGACGUGAGCCUUUGUUAUCGGAUGCUCGAGUACUUUGGUGGACUCGACUACAUAGACCCGUAAGUGGUCCCUUCAGAAAGCCUAGUCGGAUAACGCAUUCUCACAUACUCUGUCUGUAGAUUAGGAGAUGUCUGAGCUUGAGUGAGAUGGUUACCUCUUCUGUCCUUCGAUGUCUCGUUUGGAUAAGGAAUAGGCAACCGAU